UUCUUUGAGCAGCUUACUCCAGAGGAAGAAGAGAAGAGAAGAGUUCGGCGAGAAAGAAACAAGUUGGCUGCUGCGAAAUGUCGGAACAGACGUCGUGAACUCACAGAAAGGCUUCAAGACGAAACCGAGAAACUUGAAGAGGAGAAGUCUGGUCUUCAGAAAGAAAUCGCUGUGCUGCAGAAGGAGAAGGAGAAGCUGGAAUUCAUGCUGGUCGCCCACAAACCUGUUUGCAAAAUGGCGCCUGGGAAUGACUGCAGGAGACAUUCCCCGUCCCCUGAGCCACGGGCUGGACGGAUGCCUAACUCGGUGGUGGUCAAGCAGGAGCCAGAAGAAGAAGAAGAAUCGAAGUUGGCCAUGUCCAAUGCCGUGUCCAAACCACAGAGGUCGGUCAUCAAGCCGGUGACUGACAUCUCCAUAGCCAACAGCUACUUCCUGGAGGCUGAACCCCUAAACACGCCAGUGGUGGUGACUUCCACGCCUGCAGCUAACAUCACCCCGUGUGCUGCCAGUCUAGUCUUCACUUACCCCAAUGUGCCCAGCCUUGACCAAGAGCCUGCCUCAGAGUCUUGCUCUAAGGCCCACCGCAGGAGCAGCAGCAGUGGCGAUCAAUCUUCGGACUCCUUGAACUCCCCAACCUUACUUGCUCUCUGAGGAAUGUGUGGGAAAUCCUCUCCACCGCCCAGCCCACGGGAUAUCGCGAGAGAUGGAAAUGGACUUUGUUGUGCUGACCAGAGUUUGUGGGAUCGAACUACUUAUAAACACUUCAGACUCGCGGGGGGAAGGGAGUGUGGGUUAGGGAGU
Messenger RNA from Chiloscyllium plagiosum (whitespotted bambooshark), 801 nucleotides. NCBI's taxonomy places the organism in Eukaryota, Metazoa, Chordata, Chondrichthyes, Orectolobiformes, Hemiscylliidae. The record is from RefSeq and is a predicted model, not a curated record.